This is a messenger RNA of Protopolystoma xenopodis, 12072 nucleotides long. Lineage: Eukaryota; Metazoa; Platyhelminthes; Monogenea; Polystomatidea; Polystomatidae. The record is from the annotation of a GenBank genome assembly.
AUGCAGACUCCGAUUCUGACGACUGCGAGCAAGGCUUUGCUUGUCCAACCCGUCAUUAACACUGUUGACGCUCAGGCCUACGUCUCAACCCCAUGCCUCACCCAGCUCAUCCAGGUCGACCCUCGUGUGGAGAAUGUCGCCAUCCAGUGUGAAGUAAGCGUAGUUCUACAGAGCCCUAUAAGUAAUGCUAAUCACAGCACUCAGACUCCACUGGCUGAACUCUCCACCAAAGUCUGCCAGGCCCAGUUGCCCGCUGAAGGUAAGUACUUUACAAUGCAGGUGAAACUCGAACCUGCCAAGAGGGAACAGCAAACUGAGGCUCUGCAAAUGGAGCCAGAGCGGAAAUCAACGAAAGACGUCUUCCUGCAAACAGAUUUGAAUGUUCGAAUCGAGGCGAGUGAGAUAGAAUUUGUUUACACUCCGGCAGUAAUUAGUGUUCAGACAAGUCAGACCCAGACCGGCCAGAAGAUGUUUACUAUGGGCACGCAAGCUGAUUUUUAUGAUAGUAAACCAGAGCACAUUAGCAGCGGCGUACAGGCAACGAAGUUGACCAAAGAGAUCGAUUCAUCAUGCAACUUUUCGGUCAUUGAGGAGGUACCGGUGAGUUUUGUAAAGAAAAUCAUCCAGAAGACAGUUUUACCUGAGACUGUUCCAACAUCGUCGAUCGACCUUCAGACACCAGAUCCAGAACGAUUUGAGGCAUUUUGCCAGAGCACAGUGUACUCGCAAGUGAAAACUUCUGAGGCCCAAACCUCAAUUCUUCCACGAAGUGUGGAUGCUCAAACAGAACACGUGCCUCCUCUUGAUAUACCACCAAUUGCGGUUAAGGUGAACAAGAAAGUUCAGGCAUUCAUGGGACCAAAGCUUACCGACACUCAAACCCAGAUGGGUCCGAUCUGCAGUACUUUUUGGACUCAGACAGUGGAUCCGACGCCAAUUGAAAAGGACCUUUUGGACUCAGGAAUCCAAACAAUGCGAAUUGAAAAGGUAGGCAAGAAAUUGCAGGUGGCAAUAGCCUCGCAAGUAUCCGACGUUAUGGCACAAUUGGUUCAGCCGACGUCGACCGUGGUCACAUGCAACAAACUACAACAGGCCUCGAUCCUUCACGAAGUUGUCGACGUCCAACUUCAAUUAGGAAUCAUUCAAAGCACUGUAGCAGUCCAGGCCGAAUCUCUGUCUAUUCCUCCACUUAAGGAAACACAGAAUAACUUUUCACAAACAGACCCACAACCGGUGCAUCGGACACUAGACGAUCAGGCUUGCCUAUACCUCGAGAGCACAGUGAUUACCGUCGAGAAAGAGAUUGCUCAGACUGUGAUGGCGCCCAUAGUCACUACCAGUGAAGCAGUGGCCAGUCAGACUUCGCAGUUCGGAGCGAAAGAAGCAUGGUGUCAAGUCGAUCGAAGGGAGGCAUGGGUGGACGCCAGCCUGGAGCAUACCGAACUGCCUCCUCCUAGAGCGAAUUUAGGCAGCCAGACCCUGACGAGGGAGACAGUUGAAAAAAUGGUACAGGUAAGGCAGACAUCAAAUGUUACAGACACCCUGGCAGAAUCGGUAUCGCCCGUAAGUCCGAUGACAUCCAACUCAGCCAUUCAGACUGAUCUGAUUCAGUUGACUGGAAAGAAGCUGCAGGUGCACCUGAUGCCAGACCUUGAAAGCAAAGUCAUUCAGACUGAUCAAGUACCAAAAAGCCAGGCCGAGGCACGUUGGGUGACAGAGACCCACAACUUAUCAAUGCAGACUAUUGGUGUCGAGACUCAGAGUAAAGAGCUGCAGGCGAGUCUGGCCCCAGUCCAUAGCCAGAAAGAUAUGAUGAAAAGGAAUGUGGAGACCCAAGCAGAGCUAGCUCUUGCUCAGAAAAGAGCCGAUACGGUCGGCAAAAAGCUUCAGGUGAACAUCCGCCCUGAAACCUUGGAUACGCAGAUACAAAGCGGAAUCAUCACCAAGACGACGGGGACACAGAGCAUCGCCGAGCCCAAGGCAGACGCUUCCAGCAGCUUUGUGCUAGUUGAGAAGAAAGUACCACAGCGGAUUGAGACGCCGAAAGAUAAGUCAUCUGCUUCCUGUCAGACGACACAAAUAGAGUGCUUCGAGGCAUUCUGCCAGGGUGGGGAGCCUGAAACCAGUAUACCAUUGCCUUAUAUGAUAGGUAAGAAGCUGCAAGUCAAUCUGCUGCCCCCAAGCAAAGAGGCACAAGUCCAAACCGGUAUCUUGAUGCGCAGUGCUGAUACACAAUGCGAUCCUGAGCCAACAGUUCGAGGACAAGUUGAGCAUCGAAAUAAGAAAUUACAAGUGUCCUUGAAACCCGAUUCGUUGGCUUCGGAGACACAGCAUGAAGUAUCACUUGCCAGUGCUAUAGUGCAAGUUAGCAGCCAAUUAGAUACUCGGGGCGUCUCGGUGCAGACCUUAAUGAUCCCGAAGGGGGUGGAUGCCACUUGCGAUUAUCUCGUCCCAGCGGAAAUUCCUAUUGUCAAGGCCCAAGAGAAGGUACAACAGGCAUUCUCUCUCAGAGCGCCUGGGCAAUCAACCACUUCCUGUCAGACCCUGAAGAUAGCUCAAUUUGAUACUGAGUGUCAGCAUAUAUUCAUGCCUCAAAUGGCGGUACAGGUGGCCAGUCAGACCCAACCUACCGAAACUAUUGGCAAAAAACUUCAAGUAAAUAUUUUACCAGAAUUAGUUACAACGGCUAUGCAGUCAGAGGUAGUAAAGCUGGCUCAAGUGAAGGAGAUUUCUGCCCAGACAGAGUCCAUAACCAAACAAGGCAAGAAGAUGCAAGCGCAAAUACUUCUAACGACCUCAGAAACUCAGACACAGACGGGAAUUAUCCAUCAGAGCAUCUUCACACAGUGCGCCUAUGAGCCUGUAGAAUCGAAGGCCAAAGGCAUGCAGAUAUUAAUCAAACCGGUAUGUUCCGCGGCUCAGACCCAAGUGGGCGUUUCUUGUCGACACGACUCGACGCAAACUGAUUUUCCUCAGGCUAUCACGGUAGUCCCCAGGCCGGAGACUCAUAACAUCCACGUACAAGCGUCUAGGCAGCCUCAGAUUGUGGACGACGUUUGCGACUUUGCUCCAUUCGAAGAGGAGCCUGUGAAGAGGUCCAGGCAACUGGCUCAGAAGGCUGCACCCUUAGCAUCGAUAGAUGCACCAUGUCAAACCCAUGAAAGGGAAUAUGCCGAUGCAUUCUGUCAGCUCUCUCAAGCUGUGCCAAUAAAGAUUCCAUCUAUAGACGCUGAAAGUCAAGUAUGGGCCCCUGAACUUUUGGGUAAAAAGAUUCAGGUGCAGAUUGUCCCAGAGAAUAGACAGGAGUUUUCACAGACGGAACAGGAGCAUGUGCUCCCAACAGCCAUUAAGCUAGCCCAGACUGCUUCGGUUGGACAGCAAACGUUGGCAGUCGCAACGUUUGGAAAAAAGAUGCAAGUACAAAUCCUAUCACCUGGGGUAGAAACCCAGACCCAGACAGGCAUUCUGCUCAAAGAUAUGGCGAGCCAAUCAGAACCGAAACGUGAGUCCUCGGUUGGCCGAAAACUGCAAGUAAACAUAAAGCCAAUCACUGUAGAGACACAGGUGCAACACGGUACGAUAAUGCAUGUGGCCGAUGUACAAGCAGCUCUGGCACCAGUCUCCCAAAGCAUAGGAGUUCAGGUGGUCCAGACCACAGGUGAUGUUGACGCCUCUUGCAGCUUCGUGAUACAAGAGGAUGUGCCAGUAAGACUAGAGCCUCAGAUGACACAGAAGGAAGCAGCUCCAAGAGAAGUCGAGAAGUUAGCAGUUGAAUGCCAGACCAUAAAGGCAGCCAGUAUCGACGCCUCCUGCCUCAACGUCAUCAGUGUACCAAUUCUGUCCACAGGCACUCAGUCCGUCCAUACAGAGCUUUCGCAAAAAGCGACGCAGGUUAAGGUCGAGCCGAGUUUAUUAAAUGAUUUUACACAAACAGAGAGUACCGGAGACAUCGCAGCAGUGCAUAAGGUACAGGUUGAGAAAUUAGGCAAGAAAAUGCAGGUAAGAAUAUCACCGCUAUGUGGGGAGGCGCAAACACAAACUGGCAUAUUAUUAAAGGACAUAAAGGUGCAGGCUGAUCUCAUAACAAUGGAAACCAAGAUGGAAAAGACUGCCGUUCAGAGUCAGACUCAAAAGGCACCCCUAGUAGACGCCUUCUGUCAGAUUGUCCAGACGUCCGAGACUGUUAGCUCGGCAAUGCAAACAGUAGCCAUGGAAAUGGUUGGCAAGAAGCUACAGGUAAAAAUCAACCCUGAACUGAUUGACUCACAAGCCCAAGCUAUCGAAGUAUUCGUGCCAGUUGAGAAGUCGAUAGCCUCAACCCAAACUCUGGAGGCCACAGUAACACCAACGGCCCAACUGCUGAAUGCUUCAAUGCAGACAAUCGAAGUGGCCACAUUGGGCAAGAAGCUCCAGGUUUGCAUCGAAGAGCCCAAGCUACCACAGUUUACACAGACUGAUAUCAGCCUUCAGGAGCAUUCAGCUGUUCAUUAUGAGUCGGAGAAAUUUGAUAAACUUCCCGCUUCCGAUCGCGGCGUUCAGGUUCAUUUGAGAAAUGAGGUUAUCGAUGCCUCUCUGGAUUCACCCCCUCUACCAGAAGUGGAGGUUUCACACACACGCAUUUCUGCAGUACCCCUCCCCCUGAAACCUGUUCUUGAAGAGAGCAGUAGUCAGACUUUUGCCAUGCAGUUUUAUGAGGCCUUCUCCCAGAGCCCAAAGGCCCAGGAGCCUACACCAGUUAUCAAACCUUCUCUUGUGGAUAGCUCAGUUCUUCAUGUUCAGCCAACAGUGAGUCAGUAUGAGAAAGGCAUCCAAAAGGACACUGAAGUUUCUUCAAAAUUCCUCCAGGUAGAAUUAGAAGUCAGGAAAGCGGUCAAACCUGUCGAAACGCAAACCAUUCCCUCAGAGAUUUCAGACGCUCGUUCUCACUUAGUCACAGUCCGACCGGCUCCACCCACGGCUUCCUUAAGCAUGCAGACUGAGACAUCUCUUUAUCAUGAUGAAUUCUGUCAAUAUUUGAUACCAGUCUCAGAGCAACCCGCUCCCCAUACCGUGGCGAUGGUAAACAAGAAAGUAAUGGCCUUGAUGCAGCCGUUGGUGAGUGAUGUGCAGACCCAGUCGGGCCGUAUCCUCACUAGUCGAGCUGUACAGAGUGAGCCCUCUCUUGCGGAUGAAUCGACUUAUGCAAAACGCUCAUACCAGGAACCAUUUCCAUUGGUCAGCAUUAAUGUGAUCACAGCUGAUGCCGAGGCCAAUUUCCAGGCAGAGCAGCUAGAGAAAAUCAACAAGAAGUUACAGGUUCUUAUCGAGCCGAUUAAACUGGAUGUAAUGACACAACUAAGUCAGUUGACAGAGAGCCGAGGUAUUCAAUCUACCAAGCUGCCUUCGAUAGAGUCCUUCUGUGAAUACAUACCACCUGAACCCCUUCAAGCAUCCACAAUUCCGUCAAUGAGACAACAAGCAGCAAUUCCUUCAAGCCGCGAGCUUCCAUCGAAAAUGAGCGAGACGCAGACUAUGGAUAAACAGCAAUAUGAUGCCUUUUUGCAGUGUAAUUUAGCCCCAGUGUCAGUACCAUCUGAGAGUAAAGCGUGCUACUUCGGUGGAUUUCGACCUUCUCUGCACGACCUUCAGACUCAGGCCAGCAUUUUACAGACAAGCAGAGGGGCUCAAACAUUACAAAUCGAAACGCGAGAUGAAGAACAUGACAUGCGUCAUAAGAAGUCUCAGACAAGCUUUUGUAUAUCUCAGGUCGACACACAAACAAUGGUAGGCGUUAUCACCAGUUCUAUCGGUUCGCAGGCCAGACUUCUUGAAAAGGAGACUCAGUCCAAGCCGGAAAUGACUAUUAAACCGAUUCGAGGAGAUACUGAGGAGAAACGGACUCAAACAAGCCCUUUAGCGCCCCAGCGGGAUGUUCAGACAUACAGCAGGGUACUCACCGAGAGUGUUGGCAGUCAACACGAAACUGACACAGUUAUCGUUGGAAGCGCCGUUGACUUUCUUGCUGGAGGUCCUCGUUUCAACAAGCGAGUCCAAACGACUAUUACGUCCACCUCUUUGCAAGCUCAUACACAGGCUGGUGUAGAAAUGUGCAAUGCAUGGACUCAGUCGGAAGCAAGUGUAGCCAUUUGUGAUGAUGCCGUGGCUCAACCACUUCGUCCGACAGCCAUGCGCGAUUCUAGCUGCCAGGCUGUAGUCGAAUCGGCAAUUCGGCUUGGCAAGAAGCUUCAAGUAAAUAUCAAAGCUCAAUCAGUAGAGGCGACCUCGCAGACUAUAGAGACAGAAACUACAAAAAUGACAAUUCAGGACAGCUCGUUUAGUUAUUCUAAAGCUUUGCAGACUACUGUGGAUCAGCAAGCCCAACACAUUGAGGCAGCUCUCGAGCAAGCUAUUCAGACGGAUAUUCGGGAUAUUGAUGAUAGCUUCGUCUCUUUUGACGUCCCCACUCCUGUAUCAGUGGAAAAAAUAGGCAAAAAAUUGCAAGUCCGUCCACAAACUGAUGAAAAGUCAAGUCAGAUAGAUGAAAUAAGGGAAACACCAGUGACAAUUGAGGUUAGCAGACAGGAGGCCCCCAUUCCCAGAGAUGUCACUGACUCUUUUGUGAACUAUCUUCAGCCGAUACCCAGCACGAUCAAAAGACUGCCACAAGAAAUGCAAUUUAGUCCAGAAACCUGUGAUGUUGGCAUUACGACUCGUCAUUCUACAGAAGUUGACACAUCUCUGGCCUAUCAGAUCGACAAACUUGGCAAAAAACUGCAAGUCAGCCCAAUAGUAGAUGAGGCUUCCACGCAAACAGAUUCUCAUGCUGCAGUAACCCUAGAAGCCCGCGCCGUCCAGGCUUCUGCUGCUUGUCAAGAGGUUGGUUUGCAGUCCAGCCGUCUAGUUCAAAUCGAGGCAAGUGUCUCCUGCAUAGAUGAAGUCAUGUCAGUGGAUAGGAAGCUACAAGUAAGCCCACAAGUCACAUCAGCGUCAACACAAAUGACCGAACAGACUGCUUUGAUCGCUCAGCUGGCUUCAUUAAGCCCAGAUACUACAUCUGUCGGUGUUGACACUCUUUGGACCCCCAUGGAAUCAGUUUAUGUCCAGGCUGUAGUUGAAUCAAAAACAGUGGUGGCAAGCAACUUCUUUUUAGUCGAAAAGGAUGUGGAAGUCGUAACACCGCUGAGGGUUCAGCAAGCAAUUGCCCCUGUACAGCGAAAGGUCGAGGAAGCUUUUUGUCAGUCCGUGGAGCAGCAGGCCUCUAGAGAGGCACAGACUCCAGCCUCGGUGGCGCAGAUAGACGCUCAAGCCCAAGUUAGUCGAAUGAUGGCUCUCCAUGAGGUGCAAACAGAGCCUUUGGCGACUGUUGGCGUCUGUAAGAAACUCCAAGUCUACCCACAUACGGCGAGCCAGGCCACGCAAGUCGAGCUGCUCAGGGGCGAUCCAACCGACCAGGUAGAGCAAGUAAAGCCAAGAAAAGCCGACAAGUCGAAUCAGGCUGAGCAACUUAUCAAGACUAUCGAUAUGAAUAUCCAAGUAGAAGAGACUAGUGUCAAAAUGGUACCAAAGACUAGCCAGCAUGAAAGCAGCAUGCAAACCGAGAUGCCGAUAAUGCUGGGUAAAAAAAUGCAGGUUAAUAUCACAGAACCGGUCACCAACGCCCAACUUGCUCAUGAGGCUGAUGGACCAGCCAGCAGGCCGAUAGCUACUUCAAGAAAGAGGCUGCAGGCUGAUUUGGCACCAAGUCAGUCAAGUGUUGAGAUACAGACAGGUCAAGUUGUGAAUAGUCGUGGCAUACAAACUUCUCCUCUACUGACGUCAAGUCAGGCUAAGACAGAUGGGAUAAAAAUUGGCAAAAAAUUGCAAGUCAACAUUACGCCUGAGAGAAGGGAUGCAAUUAUGCAGGCUGAACCAACCUCCGUGGAUCGAGUGGUGGACAAGACAUGUGUCUACGUGACCGAAAGCCAGUAUCUGGAGGUUGACUCUGAUGUUGUGUUGCAACGGGAAGCAAGAGAACAACGAGCAACGCGAUCAACACUAGAUUUCGAAGCCCAAGACUCAGGUGUUCAGGUUGAUCUCAGAUACAUAAAUCUCCAAGAGGCUUUCUGCCAAUUCAGCCCAAGACUUGUCGGAGCUGAGGUUCAGGCUAGCGUAGAGACCAUUCCGAAAAAGUUCCAGGUAAACUUGCUAUCUGAACUACCGGCUUCCAACACCUCAACGUCCCAAACACAGACAGAUCCAGCCUCGGGAGUCCGCGUGACAGACGGGGCGACUUCCCCGCCAGUUAUUUCAUCCUACUCCGAGUAUGCAUGUGAAACUAGAGGCAAGAAGUUGCAGGUCGGCUCUACCCAGGGCUUAUUUAGUUUGGACCAUUUUGAGUUGGCUUGUCAAACGGAGCAGUCGGGCGUUGAGCUGGUUACCAGCGAGGCGCAAAUGGUCGCUUCAGGGCCGAAUGGGAUGCUGGUAAAUGCAGAGAUGCUGACAGAACCACUGCCUUGGCUUCGUUUUGACCCGACAGCCUGGGACCUGGCACCUGUAUCUUUACGUCGGGACCCAAUGACGGACUCGGCAAUUCAGACAAUGUCGCGCCAUCCGACCACAGAUGCUUGUCUUGGCACUGACGAUGAGAGUGAUGAAUGGUGGCUAAGCACUCUUUCACGACACCAGAUCGUAGACCAGUUAUGUGAGUUUACGGCACCACGUUCCGCACUUGAGUAUCAAAUGAUGAUCGAGAGGUCUGACAAGCAAAUGCAGGUAGAGACUGAGACUCAGCAGAUCAUACACCCUUUACAACGCGCUCCAACCUCUCCUGGCUGCACACAAACCGACCCACCUACAGACGUGGCCGUGGCAUCUCGUGUGAACAGGAAACUUCAGGUUGGGGUCCCGUGUCUGGAAGAAAAGAAAGAAAAUGACUUUCCCACCUAUGCUGACAAACUUACACAUGCAACUGCCUCCUCUGACUCAUAUCCUAUAAUGGAGGAAGUGGGAGUGCAGACGUCUAUCAUAAAGAGCAAAUCACAAUUGGUUAACAAGAAAGUGCAAGUCGGAACAUCCAAACUUGGCAUACCGAGUGAAGCAAUAUCUGAAUUAGAUGGUACUACUGGGGCUCAUCAUGAGCUACCAGCCAACUUCUCUCAGUUCAUGAUCUCCGUAAAGGACGUAUCGACGCAGGAAGAAGAGGCUCUAGGUUUAAGUCCGGAGGUCACGGAAAAAGUCACUGUCGUUCAGUCACACUAUGAGCAGACAAUUUCUCAGUCAACUAGAGGCUUACAACAUCGCCCAGAAUUCACGGAUAGGCUUGUUCAGACACACAGCCUAUCAGGAUUUGUCGUCGAUUCCCUAGCCAGUUUUGAGACGCCACAAGCAAAUCUAUACAUAAUGAGUCCCACAGAAAGCCAAAACGUUCGUCAGGCCAGUGUUCAGACUUCGGAAGAUGACGAAAUAGCCAGGGUGUCGACGCCCUUCAGGCGUAGUGUUCGCAUUCAGAAGGGACCAAGUGCUUUCGAUAUUGGCAUUGUAGACAGUCACUCCACUUCUGUGACUCGACAGGUUCCCACUCAGGAGGCUUCCUUGGACAAAGAACUGACGACACAUAUCAUCAUGACAGAAACCCUGGCCUACACACAAAAAGGUACAUCUGUUAGCAGUUACACCACCAUGGACACUGGAAUUAAGGAUGACGAGACCAUUAGGCCAAAAAUGUACGACUCCUAUAGUCACUACAUAGUUGGUCAGCGUUCUGCUGCAGUCACUGCUUCUACUAGUCAGAGAUCCUCACCCCGCAGUUCAACAGGCUUCUCGCCUAUUCAUUUUCAGCCUUCUAAGGUGGCCAAGUCAGACGCCGUUAGCUGGGGCACCCAGUGCUCACCUGUAAUGCUUGCUGGAGUUACCCAGACGCCGCUACGAUACGAACAAUUAGAUGGAUGGUCAGGAACUGGCUUCACAGACCGCUCUCUCCUCGGCAGCCCUGAACAUUUUCCUGUGCUACGUACCGGCCCAGGACGUCAGGUUCGUCGCAGCCCAGAGGUGGACGAACUGCUGGAGGGCUCCUUCCAGGUUCAGCCGCAGCUCGUCAAUGUAGCCUCGCAAUAUGAUCCCAGAGUUUCACCACCCAGUGACUUAGAUACCGCUUCUGGGAUCCAAGUUGCCACAGGCGUAGGGGAAGAUGAGGGGGUGAAUGGGGAGGAUGAGUAUAUCUCAAUGACACGACGCACUAUUACUAGUAUUACACGCCUACCAACGCGCGGCACUCGUACCGCCCGUGGAAUGAUUUCACACAAGACACAAACUAAUAACCUGGCUGCUGCCUCGAUGCCUUCAUUUUUCUCCAACGGAGAAGAGCAAAUGCAGCCCAUGCGACCAUCAGCGCCGCGCAGCUACACUAGCCGUUUACGAGUGCAUGUGGCUGGCUCACGAGGAAGAUCAGUCGAAUCAUCACUUAGCAGCAGUGCGGUACAUAUAAGGGGCUCGAGUUACCCGGCCCGUUACGUUAGUGAGACGGAACUAGUUGUCGAGGCAGCCCCGCCAGGGGGAACAGGUUUAUAUGGUUACGACAGUGACACAGCCUCUUUGGACUCGGCUUAUCAAGUCUUGCUACAAGCCUGGGGGCCUCGGCGUUUAUACGCCAGAAUCCGGCGAUCCAUGGCUCAACAAUUCGGAGAGGCUGUUAGCUAUGACCAAGGCAUACAGUGGGCAGGUACCACAUCUACCACUUAUUCCGAUAGUGGAAGAUUGUCAGAGGCUAAAACGCAAUACGUAGGCAAAACGCCUGGAGAGACAUCGGUUGGUCAGUGGGGAGGGCUUGUCAAUAGUUCAGUUCAAACAGAUACAAAUUGGUUGCAGCUCCGUCAGAGCCGACCCCCGCACCGGAACAAAAGAAUUCAACGAGGUCACAGCUUUGUGUCCUGGCUCCCUGCAUUAUCUGGCACUGUACCACGGUGUAUGUCUGUCUACACUGCCUAUGUAAGUCCUGAGCCUGCCAGUCUAGAUCACGUUUAUCCGCCAGUACCACCAUCUACACCAGGGCCAACAUAUGCGACUCCCUCACAUGUCUACCAAUCAUACACGCGCACCCACUCACCCUGUACUGUCGAAAAACCGGGCGUUCAUCAUCACCAUCAUCACCAUCACCACAAAGAGAGUCAUUACCAGGAACAUUUAGCUCAAAACGUCCAGAGCCAGGCUAAUAUGACCACAAUGACCUUCUCUGAAUGCAUGCAGAAGAGAUCCCGCUAUGAUAACUCUUGCCCCACCUGUGGUGGUCCUUACUAUGGCCCCAGAAGUAGUAGUGAAAGUGCUGUUCUGGGUCGAGAUACCAUGGCGACACGUCAUACUCGAGACUGGCAACUGCCUGUCACGCAUAUGAAGUCGGAUGUCACGCAGACAGCCGGACAAGCUGGAACCCAGAUUCCUGUUUAUAUGAGUGACUUUGAACUCCAAUUGCACUCUCCCCAGUUGCGAAUUUCUGAUGACAGCACUGGCAUCUCAAUUGUUACAUGGCGUUCAGGUUCUGAGCAUGGAAUGGAUGAGGUGUGGAUCGACAGUCCAGGCCAACUGGUUGAGCUGAAGAUCGAAGCCGUCAAGUCGCCGGAAGGCAUGGAGACUCUGAAGGCUCCACAAGCUUUCUAUGAAGGCAUCCUACAAACUGUGUACUACAACCCAUUGGCGCGGAGUCCGGAGGACGUUUACAUGAGCCUGAGCAAGGCAAUUGCAUCCGGACACAUUGUAUUGGGUAAUGAAGCCGGAGCAAGUUCUGAGCCUCGGACUUACAUACAGCCGGUAUGGCGUACAAGUGACAUGAAACGGAGGCGCCACUUAGUGCAUGGCUUUGCGCUAUCAGGGGAGUCCAGUGACCGACUGCUCUCAGUUAACGAAGCAAUCAAAAUGGGGGUAAUCAGCACUCAAACUGGUGAGGUCGUGCUUCCUCCCUCCACGACUGACGAAAGGAUGUCUUCUCAAGCCAGCAGGCUUACAGUACGACAGGCCAUCCAGCUCGGCGUUCUACACACGGAGCCUGCCGAGGCCGAGACCUCACUCAACAACCUCGAUCCGGAGCAUCGAUAUCGAAUCAAUCCUUAUGGGGACGCCCGAUAG